CCGAAUCUCGACCUGUCUUUCUACCCUUUCGUCCUGCUCUGUUCUCUGUGUUUCUCGUUAGAGUCAUGAGUUUCGACGCUGGGUUAACUCGAUCGAACCUCGACUGCUUUCUCCAUUGCACGACACCAACAGUCAAAUCACAAUUCCUUCCCAAGAGUGAAAUUAGGAACCUUAAUCUUUUAUGGAACUUUCGGGAGAUAGAAAAUGUGGUGUAUUUCACAUUAUCUGAUCUUUGGAGUUGUUAUGAUGAAUGGAGUGCGUAUGGAGCCGGAGUUCCAAUCAUGUUGAACAGCUACGAAACCUUAGUCCAAUAUUACGUCCCGUAUCUCUCCGCCGUUCAAAUCUUCACCAGCAGUUCUCCGGUCAACAGCUUAAGGGAAGAGACGGAUUCCUUCAGUGAUUCGAGCAGCGACGAGAGCGUCACCGAAAAGUUAUGGCGGUGGGACGGAUGCUCGUCGGAAGACGGAAGUCCCGAGCAAGAUAGCAGGUUGGGUUAUCUCUACUUUCAGUAUUUCGAGAGAUCAACACCUUAUGGAAGAGUGCCUCUCAUGGAUAAGAUUAAUGGAUUAAGUGGAAGAUUCUCAGGUUUGAUGUCAUUGAGAAGCGUUGAUCUUUCUCCAGCCAGUUGGAUGGCAGUUGCUUGGUACCCAAUUUAUCACAUUCCCAUGGGCAGGACCAUAAAAGAUUUGUCCACAUGCUUCCUUACUUACCACACUCUAUCAUCUUCUUUCCAAGGAGCAGAUAUGGACCCGGGGGACGACAUCGAGGGUGCCGGAGAUGGGGCCAUAUCGCUUCCGGCCUUUGGGUUGGCUACUUACAAGAUGCAGGGGGACGUGUGGGUCUCGGGCAAUUCCGGACGGGACGGAGAGAAGCUGGUGUCGCUUUUGAGCGUGGCGGACUCGUGGCUAAAGCAACUUGGGGUCCAGCACCAUGACUUCGACUACUUUAGGGGGAUUCGACAUGGCUAAUGUUAUUAUUGCUCCCAAGGAAUUGACUGAUUACACUAAUUAAAAAUCCAACAAAACAAUCUCA
Messenger RNA from Hibiscus syriacus, 1032 nucleotides. RefSeq lists its product as uncharacterized. Bases 66 to 968 code for a protein of 300 amino acids. The transcript has 6 exons. Lineage: Eukaryota; Viridiplantae; Streptophyta; Magnoliopsida; Malvales; Malvaceae. The record is from RefSeq and is a predicted model, not a curated record.